Messenger RNA from Histoplasma mississippiense, 207 nucleotides. RefSeq lists its product with no specific name. The transcript is spliced from 3 exons. Lineage: Eukaryota; Fungi; Ascomycota; Eurotiomycetes; Onygenales; Ajellomycetaceae. The record is from RefSeq and is a predicted model, not a curated record. The coding region runs from base 1 to 207 and encodes 68 amino acids.
AUGAAGUGGACACGACCGGUUGGAGGCUCGAUUGGGGCGAGAGGGGGAGGCAAACUAGUAGAGAAUCUAGGAAUCGCCUUUGACGGAUUGGUGCUCUUGAUAUUCAUCCGCGAGGCAAAACCCAGACGAGGAGUUCAAGUGGAUGGUGGGGAGCGAGGACACCGAAUGUGGCUUAAGGCAGCAGAGUUUAACCGGGCGUUAGGAUGA